AUGCAAGCACCCCACUGGAUCCCCGCCACACAACGUCUGCUAGCGAUCUCCGAGGUGCUGAUCCAGGUGGCCGAAGAUGCUGAUGACAAGUUCACCGUGGCGUCUCUUGCCCGAACAUGCCGCGACUUCUGCUCGCCCGCCCUCGACGUACUUUGGCGAAGCCAAGUAGGUCUCGCGAACAUCGUCAAGUGUAUGCCUCCGGAUCUCUGGGAGAUCCGGGAGGACGGAGGGCGUUCUAGCCACCCGAUGUUGAUGUUCAUGUUCAGACGUCCCAUGUGCGCCAGCGACUGGGAUCGAUUCAACGUGUAUGCACCUCGCAUCCGUGAGCUUACUCUUUAUCUAUGUGACCGUGGCAACACGAGGCUCCCCGGCAAUGUUUACGCUACGCUGAACAUGCAUGCGCCCUCGCUCCCGCUCUUUCCUAGUCUACGUAAUUGGCGCUGCUACGACAUACCACACGCGACAGUCGUACCGGACCAUUGGCUCUUUCUUGGUUCGUCCUUGGCUGAGCUUGUUCUGGAAUGGGACGUGCUCGACGAGCGGGCCGCGUUUCUAAUGGCCUGCCUUCCUUUCAUCUGCCCCAAACUUCGGACACUCCGUAUCCGCGUCAGGCGCGGCUUCGCAUCGUACCUCAUCUGGCUCCAACCUACUCCGUUCAGCUCAUUGAAGGAGUUGCGGACUUUUGAGAUCCGGAGCAUGGUGGAUAUCCCUGUGGACACACUGAUGGCCGAGCUACAGUCGCUCCCUUGGCUGAGUGACCUGACACUAAACAGGUAUCCCGGUCCUUUGUGGGCGUCACCGGCUGCUACAAUCGAAGCACCACCCUCUUUUCGGGCCCUGACAUCGCUCCAGCUUGCAGGCGACCCAGGAAACAGCUGUAUGUCCGUGCUGGCAACAUCCUACUUCCCAGCACUCGAGGAACUGUACAUCAAAGCCGCCGCAUUCGGGCCUCUCGACCACAUCUUCCGAACGAUCCACGACCACUGCUCGCACACCUCCCUUCACACUCUGCACGUCACCGACGGGGUGAAGCUUCGCGAGGACACCCCCGACUUCGAGCCGCUCGCACACCCGGCGCACUUCCGGUACCUGCACGCCUUCCGCGGGCUGGAGGAAGUCUGGAUCGAGACGCUGCAUGGCAUCCUGCUGACCGACGAUGACCUGCGGGACAUGGCGCUCGCAUGGCCGCGCCUCCGCGCCCUGAGGCUCCUCCCAAGCGAGAACCUCCUCCCGGGCCCACCGACGUUCGAGCCCGCGGGCACCCUCGCGGGCCUUGCCCAUUUCGCGCUGCAUUGCCCCGACCUGGGGAGCCUCGCCAUCGCCAUCGACACGUCCGAGGCGCACAAGAUGGACAUCCUCAGCGCGUUCCCCGCCCUGCUGGAGAGGGUGUCUGCUCUGACGCACCUCCUCCUGGGCCAGUGCGAACCCAUGGGGAAGCCGGAGGCGAUCGCGACGUCCCUCGCGAUCAUCUUUCCGAACCUCGAAGAGGUGCUGGGCAGCUAUCCCGACCCGUUCCUGAGCGACGUGUGGGAGGAGGUCGACCGGCUCUAUCCCAAGUGCCUCCGUGAGCACAAUGCGAGGAGACAGCAGCUCAAAGACAUGUUCGGCGCCAGCCGUGCCGCACAAUGA
Messenger RNA from Fomitopsis serialis, 1629 nucleotides. RefSeq lists its product as uncharacterized. The transcript has 3 exons. Bases 1 to 1629 code for a protein of 542 amino acids. Lineage: Eukaryota; Fungi; Basidiomycota; Agaricomycetes; Polyporales; Fomitopsidaceae. The record is from RefSeq and is a predicted model, not a curated record.